GAAAGGAGGAAUUAGUGUAGGUCUAAUAGGCCAGGGAGUUUGAUCUUUAGUAUUUAAAGUAUUAUCUGUAGUAAUGAAUGCAGCUGGAGGACCUGCGGAAACAUUGGAAGGACGUACAUCAAAUUCGCUUAUAAUUCAUUGUGGGGAUGGGUUUUACUAUAACAGAAGAGAAGUACGUCGCAGUCGUGCUCGACUCCAAUGUCGACACUUUAAGAAGGGCUGUCCAGGGACGGCGUCUCUGUCAUUAGAAACUGGAUGGCUGCAUCACCUUCAACCCCAUAAUCAUGCACCAGAUCGUCUUUUUACCGACGACUCUGCAUUGCGAAGAGCAAUGCUGCAUGAGGCUAAGACAAACGUUCAUGGGAUUAAAGUGCAGUCCAUUUUGAAUGAUUUUAAAGUGAGGUGCCCAGAUGUCCAAUUGGCAUCUCGCUUUACAACUGUAAGAAUGAAGUCACAGCUCUACCGCGCCAGAAGUUCAAACUAUCCAAGGAUACCGUCAUCACUUAUUUACCUGGGUAUUUUGUUGGGCUUGCCCGACAUGCGGCCCUUGUGCAAGACAGUUGAUGGAGCAGAUUACAUCUUCCAAGGAGUUGUUGGUUCAGCAGGGGAUAAAACUAUUGCAUUGAUAUUCGCAUCUGGGCGAAUGCUUCAGUUCUUACAAUCAAGAGAUAAUCUGCACAGUGAUGGGACAUUUCGUAAGAGAUCUAAGAAGCCUGCAAUGGCUCAGAUUUUCAACAUAGUUACUAAAUAUGGAGAAAAUAUAAUUGCUAUUGCAAGAGUACUGAUGCUCACAAGGACUACUCAGGCAUACAUCGCAGUUAUUGAACAAAUAAGGACACUUGCUCCCAACAUGAAUCCUGUGCGAAUCCACUGUGACUUUGAAAGAGCCGAAAUGAAUGCUUGGAGGGCUAUGUUCCCGAGGUCAAGGGUUGUUGGUUGCCUUUGGCAUUAUGCUGUUGCUUGCAGUUGCUUUGCACAUUCUUUAGGCAUGAGAGACCUUGCUCUAGAAAAUGAGUUAGUGUUUGAUCUCAUUAGGUGUCUGUGUGGUGUUCCUAUGCUUCCAAGUCACAUGAUUUGGUUGGGAGUGCUGGAAAUUUGGGACGAGGUGCAACAGACACCAUGGAGCAACAACUUCCGGCCACUUUUUGAAUACUUUGAAAAGGAGUGGAAACCUCGAGUGGAUGAGCUCUCUGUAUUCAAUGCGCCCGAGAGAACAAACAACUCCUCAGAAUCAGACAACCAUAUGUUGGCAAAAGUCUUGCCCCAGAACAGACCUAACUGCUUUCAUCUCAUUGGAGGUUUUGUGAAACUGGAACAUUUGUCUUGGUGUGACAAAGUAGCAGUUGAUGCUGGACGUCAGGUCACUGGAUUACGGAAAUGGAAGACUGUGCACAACGAAGCAGUAGUCCAGCGAGCAACCAAUCUUCUUGUAACUAAUCAAAUAACACUGGCACACUUCUUACAUAUGUCGUCAUACGCUAUUCAUGCAGCUGUGAUGCAAGGUCUAAAGGUAAGAAGGCCAAUUAAUGAUUCAGAGUCAGAACAAUCAGAAUCUGACAACUCUGACUCAGAAUAGUCAGUUUUGGUCACAGGAUUCAAGUUCGUUGCUUUGUUUUUGUUUUAUUUGAUGUGCCAGGAAAGUGUCCUUGAGUCAGCAGAUGGUUUCACAUUUUUGGUUCUAUUGAAUGAUUCAUAAUUCCAUCAUGCUCAUUGUAGUUCCUUCAAAGGGCAACAGUAAAAGCAAUGUUAACAAGUUAUGAUUGCACUGUUUGUCAUUCAGUCAUAACGUUAAAUUUUAUUCAGACAACUGAAUCCCUCAUCGUUCCAAAAUACUGACUGAUAUGUUACCAUUACCAAAGAACUUUCUUAGCUUUUCAAGUUUACUGUUUCUAUUAUUACUGAGUCUUAAUUUUGUAUAGAAACCUGGGAGCUUAUCCACAGCACUCAGGUUGUUUGCACUGAGUUCUCGUUAGCAUUUAUAUUCUUGUACUUAGUUUGGAUUAAGUUGUCCUCCAGUUGCUUAGCUCGCAUUGUGUAAGUUCCGCCCAGAAUAAUUGCUAUGAAUAUCUC
Messenger RNA from Thrips palmi, 2070 nucleotides. RefSeq lists its product as uncharacterized. NCBI's taxonomy places the organism in Eukaryota, Metazoa, Arthropoda, Insecta, Thysanoptera, Thripidae. Bases 74 to 1576 code for a protein of 500 amino acids. The transcript is spliced from 5 exons. The record is from RefSeq and is a predicted model, not a curated record.